Molecule: messenger RNA, 2169 nt
Organism: Postia placenta MAD-698-R-SB12
Lineage: Eukaryota; Fungi; Basidiomycota; Agaricomycetes; Polyporales; Adustoporiaceae
Exons: 13
Coding region: 1-2169 (722 amino acids)
Biological process (GO): mismatch repair
Cellular component (GO): mismatch repair complex
Molecular function (GO): ATP-dependent DNA damage sensor activity; mismatched DNA binding; ATP binding
Source: RefSeq, a predicted model, not a curated record
AUGCAGGGAGCCACAUCGUCUUGGCCACUCCACGCUCGCGACAAGUUGAGAGCGCUUAACUCGCUUGAUGCCGAUGCACGGCAUAUUGACAUCGGAGUAGACUGCGAGGACUGGUCAUUCUGGGUGCGCGAUGACGGAGUCGGCAUAGACAGAAAAGGGUUUGACGUCCUCGCCGGUGGCGCAGAGGUCGGACGGUAUGGUACGUCCAAGGCAUACACCCCAGCAUCCUUAGAUCAAGUAUCGACGUUUGGCUUCCGUGGUGAAGAGACCUUUGCACUCGCCUUCCCACAUAUUUCUUUCUCGCUCGAGAACACUCCAUUCCGCCAUCUGUACGGAAAGGCGCUGGCGGAGCACAUCGAUGAGAUCAACGAGGCAUUUGACGAGGAAGGCGAGACAAGCCUGCCACGGUCUAACACCCGUCGAUCACCACGGAAGACUGAGAAGAAACCGGCGUACGUAUUGAAACUGAGCAUUCCUCCGCAACAUGUCGACAAUUGCGUAGAGCCCGCCAAGACUGUCGUUCAGUUACAGAAUACAGGGGCAGUGACCGCUUUCCUCGCCAGCGUGGUGGAAUCCUUCCUCAUUCGCCACGGAUUUGUUGCCCAGCGCAUCAGACAACGCAACGAUAGCUCCUGCAGAACGUUACAGACCGAUAUGCAUCCGCCGCGGAAGAGAAGGCGGGUCACGCUGAGCACAAAACGUUCUCAUGAGCAGGACACAGUACGACCAGGGUCACCUUCCUUUCGCGGAGCCAUCGAAGGCCUCCGUGUUGCUACGACAGCCUUACCCCUCACCGCGAAUCCUACAGAGGAUGAUGACGCACCCGCGCAGACAACAUGGACAAACCCAGAUACCGGAGAAAUAUUCGUCGUAGAUACCCGCACAGGAAACUCAUACCCAGCACAUAACCAGCAACAAGGAAGGCUGCCGCUACAUAGACGGAGAACGAUCGCAAUCAAACCAAGCACACGGAUCAGCAGCAGCAAGGGCGGCGAAGACCUCGAAGGAAUAGAAGAUAUGCCUGAUUGGAUUAGGACAGCGUUGCAGACAAACGAAGCUUAUGCCAUCCCCGAGCCACGAAUACCAGCUCUCCCCCACUUGGCUGCCUUUUCAGCCAAUGCGCACGGCUGUCAUCACUCUCUAAACACAGGAGGUCCGUUCACCCAACGAGGGAUGCAGCAUGGCAACUGGCUAGACAUAGGCUCGCAGCCGACGCGACCAGGGCGCUUCAGUAGAACAGCUCUCCGCUCAGCACGCGUAAUGACGCAGGUCGAUCGGAAAUUCGUUGCCUGCGUUUUAGACACAGGCGAGGAUGAUAGCGAUGUAGAGGUCGACACCCAAAGGCCGGGCCGGGCGCUGGUGCUGAUUGACCAGCACGCCGCUGACGAACGUAUACGGGUUGAACGUUUCUUGAAGGAUCUCUGCCUAGGUUUCUUGCACGACAGGUACUCUCCGGGUGGAUCAGAGGAUUGCAUUCGGGUGGAUGUGCUGGAGACACCCGUCCCGAUCCUUCUAACGUGCCAUGAGGCGCGAAUGCUCACAGUAGAGCAUACCCGUAUCGCAUUCGAGCGAUGGGGCGUGAACUUUGCUGGCCUGGAGCAGCUACAAUUCGAACAUCAGGACAGCGGCCAGGGUUUUCCCCUGGGCGAGACUAAUAUGGAGAGGGACUACAUGCAGGUCAUGGUCGCUGGUAUCCCGCAUAUAGUGAGCGAAAAGCUUCUAGCGGGAGACGAAUUGAAGAACCUUGUCAAGGGCUACCUCGCCAAGUUGGAGGCGGAGGGCAUCCCUGUACUGGCCCCAACGCCGUCGUCUACCCAAGGUGUAUUACAAGGCGAUUUACAGGAUGAUGAUGAGUCAUGGCAGAGGGCGAUGCGAUGGUGUCCUCGUGAGCUGCUAGAGUUGGUCAACUCCAAGGCAUGCCGAGGUGAGGACACCUUAGUGAGAGACCUCGCGCGGAGCUCAUUCUUUUUUGAGGUGCCAUCAUGUUCAAUGAUCCGCUCACGUUGGAGCAAUGCUCGCGCCUGGUGCAAGAUCUUGCAGGCACUGCGCUACCCUUUCAGUGCGCGCACGGAAGAUCUUGGUGUCAGCGAAGGUACCGGGGGCGACACACAUAACGAACAAUGCUCGCAUGCCCGCUCGAGACCCAUUGACUGGUGCCGCUUGCGAUAG